AUGGCUGCAGUUGAUCGCCGCUAUCAUCAUCGACAUGCACAUUGCGGGACUGUGAUGGUGGACCGCGCAUGGACGUACCUCACGUCCUCGACGCCGACGACGGGUUUGCCGUGCUGCCAGUCCCACCGCCCAGAUCACCGCAGCCCACACCACGAUGACGAUCAGCAGGGCGACCAUACGUCCACCGUGGCGACGAGCAAGACCAGUCGCAGUGCAUUGGGACGCGCGCGCGAUCGUCUCAACGCGUGGAUUGACUCGCAAUCCGCGCCCGACAACGCGCAGGCUCAGCCAGGCCAGUCGGAUGCAGCUGAAUCAGCGCGCCGUCGUGCUGCCGAGAUUGCUGAUAACAGUGGUCGGCCGUCCGGUCGGAAGCGGCGGCGCAAAGUCGAUCCGUGGCUGGGCGACGUACACGUAGAUUCGGAUUUGGAAACAGUCCCAACAUCCCAGUUCCAGUCAUCGGCGCAGUCGGAUUACUCUGAUACACUUCCGCUGAGCUAUGACAAUGCCGAGCAUUCAAUGCUGGAUCAAGAUGAAGAACAAGAUGAUCAGGAUGGUCGUGAUGAUUACGACGACAGAAUGCGCUCAAGUCACAGCCAUGCUCAGGACAAGGAGCAUCAUCAUCAUCACCAGAAAGUGCCAAUCCACGUUUGGGUCAUUCUGUGCCUCGCGCUGGUCGCGGUCUCGUCCGCUGGCACUGCUUUCAAGCAUAUUGACGAUGUAACGCCGUUUUUGCGCGCGUCGUGGCGCUUGUUUGUCACGUCGCUCGUUCUCCUGCCGCCCGCCGUCUUCCAGUUUGCGCGCGCCGACGCUUCACUGCGUGCACAGUGCCUCAAACCAAGCGCCUUGCUUGCGAUUCUGUUUGGCGGCAUUUGCCUCGCCUGUCAUUUCGGCUCGUGGGUUUGGAGCCUUGACAACACGACGUUGGCGCACUCGUUGCUCCUCGUGUGCAUGCACCCCGUUAUUUUUGUCAUGGGCAUGCUACUGCUUGGCCGACCCGUGGCGCGAGGCGAGCUUCUUGGCACCGGCAUUGCGCUCGCAGGGACCGUCCUUCUGCUGCAAGACGUGCGCUCUGACGGCGAGGUGACCAUCCCCGGUGAUUUGGUGGCGUUCCUGGGAGCCGUCUUUUUCGUGGGCUACCUGUCAUGUGGGAAAACGCUGCGACGAUUCAUGCCCGUAUUCAUCUACGCCUUCUCGGUGACAUUUGUGUCGUCCGUCGUGCUCGGCUUCAUUGCCAUUCCGGCCGAAGACGUGUCGCUCUUUUCGGCUUCGCCUUCCGGCUCCUUUGGCUGGGCGGGGCUGGACUACUUGCCUGUAAUCAUCUAUCUGUCGUUUGGUCCAGGCCUCGUCGGUCACACGGGCAUCAACUACAUUGUCAAGUUUCUUCCGCCGCUUGUCGUCUCCAUUUCGUUCCUCACCGAGCCGCUCAUCGGCACAGUGAUUGGCAUUGCCUUCGGCGAAUCGAACGUCCCAGGCGCAUGGACUUGGUGUGGCGGGCUUGUCCUGAUGGUUGGCGUGGUGAUGAACGUGACCACUGGGCAUGCUCACAGCGUCCGGCAAGCCCAGCGACCCAAAUCUCUCCCAAGCGGAAUAUCCAGCCAUGCAAUAUCCAUCGCUGUGAGUGAUGGUCUCGAGUUCCAGCCUCUUCAUGAAGAAGAUGUUGAGCACGAUGGCGAGUUUGAGCAUUCGGACGCCGUCCCACCAGCAGAACAAGUCUCAGCGACUAAACCAAACCCUUGGUAG
Capsaspora owczarzaki ATCC 30864 is the source of this 1740-nucleotide messenger RNA. RefSeq lists its product as hypothetical. The record is from RefSeq and is a predicted model, not a curated record. The transcript is spliced from 2 exons. Gene Ontology annotation, cellular component: membrane. The coding region runs from base 1 to 1740 and encodes 579 amino acids. NCBI's taxonomy places the organism in Eukaryota, Filasterea, Ministeriida, Capsasporidae.